Phycomyces blakesleeanus NRRL 1555(-) is the source of this 1328-nucleotide messenger RNA. RefSeq lists its product as hypothetical. Gene Ontology annotation, molecular function: ornithine carbamoyltransferase activity; amino acid binding. Lineage: Eukaryota; Fungi; Mucoromycota; Mucoromycetes; Mucorales; Phycomycetaceae. Gene Ontology annotation, cellular component: mitochondrion. The transcript has 2 exons. The record is from RefSeq and is a predicted model, not a curated record. Gene Ontology annotation, biological process: L-citrulline biosynthetic process. The coding region runs from base 99 to 1178 and encodes 359 amino acids.
GUUUCUAAUAUAUAUAUAUAUAUAUUAAUAAAUAAUAAAAUCAUAAGAUAGCAGUAAAAUAGCUUCUUUUACCUAUCAAAUUUAUUAAAUACUCUACAAUGCCUGUCAUGGAUUCUACCCCCUCCCAAACCUCGGUUUACUCAACCGGAAAGGCUGGCUAUUCGACCAUUGCCAAAAAGCCCCAGCAUUUCCUCAGCACUGCCGAUUUCACUGCCGAGCAGUUGUAUGAACUUGUUCGCAGAGCCAUCAACUUCAAAGUAGAAGCCAAAUACGAGACCAGCAAGACACCAGAACGUCCUUUGACUGGAAAGACUCUUGCUUUGAUUUUCUCCAAGCGUUCUACCAGAACCAGAGUAGCUACUGAGUCCUCAAUGGCAUAUUUGGGCGGCCAUGCCAUGUUCUUGGGCGGUCAGGACAUCCAGCUUGGUGUAAACGAGUCUCUUCUCGACACCUCCCGUGUAGUCAGCUCUAUGGUCGACGGUAUCAUGGCUCGUGUCAACGGCCACGAAGAAAUCGAAUUGCUUGCCCAGGAGUCAACUGUUCCAAUUAUCAAUGCCUUGUCUGCAAAGUACCACCCCACCCAGAUCUUGGCUGAUUUGAUGACCUUGCACGAGCAUGUUCACCAUCGCAAGUCUGGUGCCAAGGACCAGUACACCGCCCACCUCCAGCACCCCAGAGAGACCUUGCCCGGUCUCCGUGUCGCAUGGGUUGGCGAUGCCAACAACAUUCUCCAGGAGAUCUUGGUCGCAUUCCCCAAGCUCGGCAUUAGCGUUGCCUCUGCCUGCCCCAAGGGCUACACCUGUGACGAAGAUGUUCUUGCUAUUGCAAAGGCCGAUGCCAAGAAGUCCGGAGCCGAGCUCCUCUUCACAACCGAUCCUUUGGAGGCUGUCAAGAAUGCUGAUGUUAUUAUUACCGACACAUGGAUCAGCAUGGGUCAGGAAGAUGAGAAGGCUCAGAGAUUGAGAGAGUUUGAGGGUUACCAGGUCACUAUGGAAAUGGCAAACAAGGCUGGAGCAAAGCCUGACUGGUCAUUUAUGCACUGCUUGCCCCGUAAGCAGGAAGAAGUAGACGAUGAGGUCUUUUACUCCGAAAGAUCUCUUGUCUUCCCAGAAGCCGAGAACAGAAAGUGGACCAUCCUUUCGGUCAUUGAUACCUUUAUGGUUAAGGGUGGUUUCUAAAGAAGCAAAUUAUUCCAUGAUAGAUAAUGUGGUGUAUUAAACACCACACCUGUAAUUUUUUUUGAAGUAUUAUGAAAACUCAUACUGUAGAUAGAAUUUGAUUCAUUCAAAAACUCGUUAAAUAAAUAAAUAAAAUAUAUAUCUAAAAGU